Andrographis paniculata is the source of this 3668-nucleotide messenger RNA. RefSeq lists its product as uncharacterized. Gene Ontology annotation, molecular function: oxidoreductase activity, acting on CH-OH group of donors; flavin adenine dinucleotide binding. Lineage: Eukaryota; Viridiplantae; Streptophyta; Magnoliopsida; Lamiales; Acanthaceae. The transcript has 8 exons. Bases 66 to 3500 code for a protein of 1144 amino acids. The record is from RefSeq and is a predicted model, not a curated record.
UGCACUUGCCAGCUUUCUCCGAUCGAUCCAACACAACACGUGCCGUACGCGCGUGGUAACCACCCAUGCCCUCUGACUUUGACUUUGACGCCGUCGUGGUCGGCUCUGGCUACGGCGGCUCCGUCGCCGCUUGCCGGAUGUCGGCGGCGGGUCUGAACGUCUGUUUGUUAGAGAAAGGGCGGAGAUGGGAGCCUCAAGAUUUCCCUACUCAUCCCCUCCACAUCGCCUCUUCUGUCCGACUCCAAAACGCCUAUUUCGGACUCAAUUUUGGCCCCAAAAAUGCCCUCUUCCAGAUACAUCUUCAGACCGACGCCGCCGCCGUCACCGCCUGCGGCUUAGGCGGCGGCUCGCUGGUGAAUGCCGGAGUGAUUCUGCCGGCGUCGGCACGGGCGCGGCGGGACCGCCGCUGGCCGAAGGCUUGGGAGAAAGAUUGGGACAGGUACGAGGCUUCCGCUUCCGACAUGCUCAGAGCACAAACUGUUCCGAUCAAGUUCCAGAAUUCCAAGGUCAUGGAAAGAGCCGUUGCCGCCGGAGAAUAUUCCGACAACGAUCCGAUCAAACUCACCAUGAAUUUCGACAUCGAAGAUCGAGUCUCGAAUUCCUGUCUAGCCUGCGGGAACUGUCUCGCCGGCUGUCCCUACAACGCCAAGAAUUCUACCGACAAAACUUACUUAGCCUCUGCAAUCCAAGCCGGAUGUUUUGUAAGAACAGAAUGUGAAGUUCAGUAUGUAGUAAGAAACGAUUUCGAUGCCGGAAAAGAAGAAAGAAGAAGAAGCCGCCGCCGCCGGUGGCUCGUGUUCUUGAAUGAAUUGGACUAUAUCGCGGCAGAUGUGGUUAUACUUUCGGCCGGCGUUUUCGGAACAGCUGAAAUUCUAUUCCGGUCCCAGUUGAGAGGAUUGCGAGUCUCGCCGAAGCUCGGAUCGGGAUUGAGUUGCAACGGCAAUUACGUCACCUAUCUUGCCGGAACUUCUGCGCCGAUAAGUUCCUUUGGACUAAAUCGAAAGCAGCUUUCGAGCGUGCCUUUCAAAGAAAGGCCGGGGCCAUCGAUUUCCUCAUCCUUCUCUUCCUCGUCGUCACAAGGCUUUACAAUUCAGAGUGCCGUGAUUCCGGCUGCCUAUCCGAGCUUCCUUUUCAAAGGAAUGGCGACAUACGGAUCGCAAUCCGGUUACGGGUUCUUCUACAGCGUCGUAGAAUGGCUAAAGCGUGUCAUAAAUGCAAACCGUCGCGGGGAAAUGGCGCUGAAUGCAAUAGGACACGACGAUAGCAGCGGGGAGCUCACGUUCGAUAAAGAGUCGGGUCGGAUUCUCUUCCAUCCUCCUCACGAUACUCUGCUUCCACGAAAAAUCGAAGCUUUCGAAAAGCUUGCGAAGAAAUUAGGAGGAGUGCUCUUCAAGCCGCGAUAUCGGAGCACUUCGGUGCAUCUUCUCGGAGGGUGCAUUGCGUCAUCGGAUGUCUCGACCGGAGUGUGCAACCCUGACGGUCAAGUUUACGACUACACAACAGGAGUGCACCAGGGGCUCUACAUUUGUGACGCCUCGUUGAUUCCUUGUUCUAUUGGAAUCAAUCCCUCCCUUACUAUUGCCGCAAUCGCCGAGCAUGUUAGUCGAUGCAUUCUCCGCGAUUCUACCAAACUCACCGACGAAAAAUCUGUUCGGAAACCAGGUGCGAUAAGCAAAUUCAAGACGGAGACGAGCAACGAUUCAGCGGUCGAGACUACCGAAGUAAUGAGCGGACAAGUCGGCGACAUGCGAUGCGCAGCUCGUCUGAAGUUGAGGUUCGGAGAUUCGAAAUCCUUUUCGCGCGGCGAAGCCGGAGGAUACGUCGAAUGCAGGGCCAUUGAAGCAGAGAAGAUGUACAUCAUCCAUGGUGAAGUUGAUAUAUGCAAAGUAGACAUCAGAACUCCUUACACACAGUACAUGUAUUAUCAUCUCCUUGUCGCUUCUGCUUCCGGUUCGAGAUACAUUAUCGAAGGAAGGAAGACGAUGAAUCCGUAUCUAUUCGCAUUAUACGCGUGGAGAGAGUCGACUACGGUGGACAUAACUUUGAGGAAAGUGCUCGAUGACGAGACGAAAAAAGACUCCAUGGUUCUCAAGGGGAAGCUCUACAUUUCUCCAUUGGAUCUUCUUAGAAAUACGCUUGCUCUGCGAGGUCGACAUAGGAUCAAGUUUGUGCUUCAGCUAUUGCAUUCGCUCUUUCAGACGUAUGUCCUACAAUCGCCUCGCGGGAGCCAUGUCGCCGAUUUCUCCCCUAAGGAGUUGCGCCGCGAACCUUAUCCGAGCAGUAUAGCUCAUGAGAUUAGGACAGCGGACAACUUUAUGAUUCAGUGUCGCUGCUGGGAAUCGAACGAUAAUGUUCGUGGAUUUAAGCGCACAAAAAAGCUCUACCCGGUGCUCCUUGUCAAUGGCUAUGCAACAGAGAGCUACUGUCUCCCGACGGAGCGCAAUGAUCUUGUAAGAACUUUACUAAAAGACGGGCGCGAUGUAUGGUUAUUACAGGCGAGAGUGCACAGGUCGAAUCCUUCUAACAACUUCUCGGUCGAGGAUAUAGGUCGAAUGGACAUCCCGGCAGCGAUCGAUAAGAUUGUCGAGUUCUACGGCGAGUCCAUAAAAGUACAUGUAGUAGCACAUUGUGUCGGAGGGCUAGCCGUGCAUAUCGCCCUCAUGGGAGGCCACGUAUCUGCGCAGCGUAUCGCGUCCCUAUCUUGUUCGAACUCGUCGAUGUUUUUCAAGCUGACGACAUCUUCCUCUGUGAAAAUGUGGCUUCCGUUGGUCCCCGUUUCGAUGGCGAUAAUGGGGGAAGACAAGAUUCUGCCACUGCUCGAAACAUCGUCGACAAUUAGUUUCAGACACAAGGCGUUGAAAGUGAUAGCGCGGCUGAUCCCACGCUACGAGAGAUGCACAUGCGACGAGUGUGAGGUGUUCUCGGGGAUAUUCGGGAAUGCGUUCUGGCACGAGAAUAUAAGCCAGACGAUGCAUCGAUGGAUGAACAAGGAGUACUUAACGAGGCUGCCGAUGGCGGCGUUCCCGCACCUUCGCAAGAUCUGCAACGCCGGAUUCAUCGUCGACAGCGAGGGGGGUGACGCGUACCUUAUCCACCCGGAGCGAAUGGCGCUGGCAACGCUGUACAUAUCCGGGGGGAGGAGCCUCCUGGUGACGCCCGAGACGUCAUUUCUGGGACAUAAGUACAUGAAGGUGCACCAGCCGCGGUACCGUCACGAGCGGGCGGUGAUCGAGGGGUUCGGACACUCGGAUCUUCUGAUAGGCGAGAGGUCGGAUGAGGAGGUGUAUCCGUACAUUCAGAGACACAUUGAGCUGUCUGAAGAGGAAGAAAUUUGUGGGAAGAGGGAGGAGGAGGAGGAAGAAGAAGGCAAGUUAUUGAAGGAAAGCAUGGAAUGGUGUGUUGAUCCUCAUGAUCAACGACAUUUUGAGGAUUCGAUUGUCUUCCCUUUCCUUGUGUUUGUGUUAUUGUUUCUCUUCAUUUUGAAAUUCUUAGUUAAUUAAUUAGUAGCACAUCAUAAAGAAAGAAAGAAAGAUAUAUAUUGGUAUAUAUAGCUCCGGCUUCUCUGUUAGCCGGUGCUGAUUUGAACGAGCGUUAGUAUGUAUUUAGACAAUACAUACAUACAUACUUAGAAAACACAGCACAUGGUCAAACAAAUUAAGCAAAAAGUU